AUGUCUAAUCGAUUGAAGUUUUUUCAAAGGGGACACUCUCCUACGCCUCCCGGUGGCCCAGUGCGACCCUCGAAUUCUGUUCCCGACCUCCAAAUUACUACUCCAGCUGAAAGCGAUGCACCAACUAGCACAGAUCACGGUGGAUCUGAUAGACGCCGUCUUAAUCCUUUUACUACUACUGGCGGUAGUUCUCGAGGCCGGAAGCAGCGGUGGUCUGUUCGGCACUCUAUAGCUAAGCUGUUGAGCAGAAGUCCCAGUCCCGGUCCCACUCAUGUCAACCAAUCGCAGUCAGCCAAUCUUUCCCCUCUACGCCCAAUCCGCCAUCCCCUGCGCCAUCUCCCGUUCUCCCUUAGGGGGGCACCGAUAUCUCACAUGAUGCCCAGCGAGCGCAUCGUCCAUGGAAACACUGGAACUCCCCACCCACCACUAGGACACAUAGGCGUUAAAUCAGAUACCCCGUCGUCAAUAGAUCGAACACCGUCAUCCUCAGCUGUCCCUGCUGGUGAAGGGAAGAAAACAAUCAUCACCGCCACAAGGCUCAUCCUCCAAACCGCCGCCUCUGCUCUUAAGUUAGCCCCCAUUCCGAAUCUCGAUCAAAUACUCCUAUCGUGGCUCCAAGUUUACGAGGGAUUGUACGAUGAAGUUCGAGACGCUCACGAAACAAUCUUUAGGUCCCUACAGUUGUGGACUGGAAAAAUUCCCCCCGAAAUAGUCUCAACUCUCGGUGGGAAUUUGCUCAAUGCUCGAAUAUUCAUGGAGACAGAGCUGCGUAAUUUCCAAGCUGAACCAGAGCCUUCCCCCACUAGAACACUUCACCACCUAUCUGCGCAAACUCAGAAUGCCAGUGCAACGAAGCAUCAAACUCGCAGCCUCCCACCGUGGAUUUUGGACUGGUAUGGAGGACGCUUUGCAGGAGACCUUGAUGCACCGGAAAACCCGAAAGACGUAGUAAUUGAAGCCGUUGUUGACGAUCGCCACAAUCAUCACAUCUCAACACGCGUGAAUCUAAAGGCUAUCAUCGUCGUUAGGAUACCCUACCAUGCCCAAGUUCUUCUCAGGGCGUCAGGUUCGAAUGAUUUGGUAGACCCAGGCUCCCGACAUCUCAUCAAGAUCGUCCCCUGGACUGCUGGACGAGAAAGGGUCGCCCAUUCGGGUCCCGCAGAGCAGCUCACCUCCACUGAGCCCGCCCCCCCUCUCGAGCUCGGUGAUGACGAGUGA
Cantharellus anzutake is the source of this 1218-nucleotide messenger RNA. RefSeq lists its product as uncharacterized. The transcript is spliced from 6 exons. Bases 1 to 1218 code for a protein of 405 amino acids. The record is from RefSeq and is a predicted model, not a curated record. Lineage: Eukaryota; Fungi; Basidiomycota; Agaricomycetes; Cantharellales; Hydnaceae.